Cicer arietinum (chickpea) is the source of this 1379-nucleotide messenger RNA. RefSeq names its product enoyl-CoA hydratase 2, peroxisomal. Gene Ontology annotation, cellular component: peroxisome. Gene Ontology annotation, molecular function: enoyl-CoA hydratase activity; 17-beta-hydroxysteroid dehydrogenase (NAD+) activity; (3S)-3-hydroxyacyl-CoA dehydrogenase (NAD+) activity. The record is from RefSeq and is a predicted model, not a curated record. Gene Ontology annotation, biological process: fatty acid beta-oxidation. NCBI's taxonomy places the organism in Eukaryota, Viridiplantae, Streptophyta, Magnoliopsida, Fabales, Fabaceae.
GUUUUUCCUUAAAAAUCUAAAGUGAAUAUUAAUGAUUUUGCCAUUUUGGGAUGAUGUCCAAGUACAUUGCAUCACGAUUCUAAGUGCAUAUAGUAUGAGUUUCUCAUCAAACAAAAAAUUUAUGUUAAUUUCCUGCAGUCGUGUGGAAACUUCAAAGAAUCCUUAUCCCUGUGGACCUGUGACUCUCUCUGUUAGUCUAGAUGGCUGAUUCAUCGGAAUUCGACCCUGCACUCGCACUUUCUCACAAAUUCCCCGAUACCACCCACUCUUAUACUGAAAGAGAUGUGGCACUUUAUGCCUUAGGCAUAGGAGCAUGUGCAUCCGAUGCUGUCGAUGAAGAUGAACUUAAAUUUGUUUACCAUGAAAAUGGUCAGGAAUUUAUCAAGGUCUUGCCUACGUUUGCUGCUAUACUUUCACUCGGAUCCAUACCUAGUGGUAUUGAUCUCCCGGGCUUGCAAUAUGAUCCACGUCUUUUGCUUCAUGGACAACAAUACAUAGAGUUGUACAAACCAUUUCCUUCCAGCUGCCAUAUACAAAAUAAAGUCAGUCUCGCAGGAUUGCAUGACAAAGGCAAAGCAGCAAUUUUAGAGAUUGAAACAAAAAGUUAUGAGAAAGAGUCCGGCGAUUUGUUAUGCAUGAACCGGACAACAGUCUAUCUACGUGGUGCUGGUGGUUUCUCAAAGUCAUCUAGUCCAUUUUCUUACUCAAACUACCCUUUAAAUCAGACCUCAGCUGUAAAAAUUCCUGAAAGCAAACCAUUUUCAGUGUUUGAGGAUCGUACCCACCCAUCUCAGGCAUUGCUCUACAGACUAUCCGGUGAUUACAAUCCUCUGCAUUCAGAUCCUCUGAUUGCAAAGGUUGCCGGAUUCUCGCAGCCAAUAUUGCAUGGAUUGUGCACAUUAGGGUUUGCAGUUAGGGCAAUCGUCAAAAACAUAUGCAAAGGAGAUCCCGACAUGAUAAAAAGCAUAACUGGCCGAUUUCUUCUACACGUCUACCCUGGAGAAACUCUUGUUACCGAGAUGUGGCUUGAAGGCUCGAGGGUAAUUUAUAGGACUGUGGUGAAAGAAAGAAAACGGUCAGUCCUUUCUGGCUCUGUUGUUCUACGUGGUUUGAAUUCAUCACUCUGAAGAGGUUCAAAUGGAUGUAGCUCGAUAAUAAUGUCCAGUUAUUUAUGUUUGCAAUAAUGCCUAAAUGCACUGAAGACAAUUUUUAAAUGUAACAGUGAUAAAUGUUAAAAAAUGCAUAUUUGAAUAGAAUAUUAAGUUACUUACAGUACUAAAGUAAACGUAUGGCUUAACUUUGCCCUGAUUCAUAUUCCAUGCUUUCUGUCAUACAAUUACAUAUAAACUAACAUGAAUUUAUUAUUACAGUUCAAAUCA